Cyclopterus lumpus (lumpfish) is the source of this 2630-nucleotide messenger RNA. RefSeq names its product carbonic anhydrase VII (gene ca7). Gene Ontology annotation, molecular function: carbonate dehydratase activity; zinc ion binding. Bases 99 to 887 code for a protein of 262 amino acids. The transcript is spliced from 7 exons. The record is from RefSeq and is a predicted model, not a curated record. Gene Ontology annotation, cellular component: cytoplasm. Gene Ontology annotation, biological process: regulation of intracellular pH. NCBI's taxonomy places the organism in Eukaryota, Metazoa, Chordata, Actinopteri, Perciformes, Cyclopteridae.
UUCAUCAAUAGCUGCAUGGUCUCAUAUCCCAGUCCGUCCUCCACCUGCGCGCCGGAGCGCCGACAAGUUGGUCAGACUUGAAUCCGCUUACAGGGACAAUGACGGGGAAUCUGUGGGGAUAUGGAAAAGAGGACGGUCCUUCUGUGUGGCACAAAAACUACCCCGUCGCCCAGGGGGACCGGCAGUCUCCCAUUGACAUUGUCCCCCAUCAGGCUUCACAUGACCCCAGUCUGGGUCCGGUCGUCCUGAAUUACGACCAGUGUACCUCCAUCAAAAUCGCCAACAAUGGACACUCUGUUGUUGUGGAGUUUGAUGACUCGGAUGACCGCUCAGUGAUCCGGGGAGGCCCUCUUGAUAACCCCUACAGGCUAAAACAGUUUCACUUCCACUGGGGCGUAAAGGGCUGCCACGGCUCUGAGCACACUGUCGCAGGAAAUAGCUAUGCUUCUGAGCUUCAUUUAGUCCACUGGAAUGCUGUCAAGUACACAACGUUUGGGGAGGCGGCAACAGCUCCAGACGGCCUCGCUGUCCUCGGCAUCUUUUUACAAACAGGUGACGACCAUCGAUGGCUCAACAUGAUAACAGACGCUCUGUACACGGUGAAGUUUAAGGGCAGUGCCGCAGAUUUCAAAGGUUUCAACCCCAAGUGCCUCCUGCCGAGCAGCCUCCACUACUGGACCUACCUGGGAUCCCUGACCACACCCCCCCUGCACGAGAGCGUCAUUUGGAUCGUCGUGAAGGAUCCAAUCACAGUGUCGGAAAAACAGCUGGGCAAGUUAAGAACUCUCCUGUUCACCGGAGAGGAAGAGGAUCAGAGGACACGCAUGGAAAACAACUUCAGGCCUCCCCAGCUUCUCAAAGGCAGGAACGUGCGUUCCUCCAAUUAAUGUGAACCUCGAGAGAUCUGACGUCGUAGACGACAAAAGGCUUUGAUUUGAUUGUACUUUAUUACCUCAUGGUAGCUUGUCCUGAUUUCUGAUUUGCUUUAAACAGAAGAGUAAUUAUCAUCGCUGCCAGCACAUUGGCACACACGUGUCCCUCUUCUGGUCGGAAGCUUCAAUGGCACAGUGAGGAAUAAGUUUUUGAAUGUUUUUUUAUUUAGGGAAAUGUAAAAGGGAUGUCGUGAAGCAAUGAAGGUUUGUUAUUUGACACUUGAUCUGUUCUAUUUGGUGAUAUUUUCUUAUUAUUAUUAUUAUGCCGAGCUAUAUGUUAAUUAAGUUUUAAAUGUUGGAUGUGUUGCAAAAGCAAGCUCUUGUAAGGUGCCAUCAUAUGUAACUAUUAUAUUGCAGACUGGUAUCAUAUCACUCUGCCAUCUGCAGAUUCCCAGCAUCAUACUCCUCCCUGAUCCCGAUUGAUCCUCUGUUGGUGGAUCCUUUCCAGUCCAACCAUCCCAACUGAAGGUGCUCCGUCUGCCCAUGACUUAGGGCGAGAGUCUCUGGUCCUUUAGAGCUCAUGAGACUUGAGAUAUCCGUCCCUGGGUGAUAGAUUUUUGUUAAAUCUGGAGAGCUUGCUAAAAAAUGUGUUCAGAGAUUUCUCAUUUGGGAUUUAUUAUAUGCAUCUCCUGCAGCUUUAACAUGAUGCCAUGUGAAUUCAAUAUUUCAAUCAAACGUGAAAUAUUUAAACAGUAAACAUCCUGCAGAAGUGUUUCCUCCCCCGUGCUGUUUUUCUACUAUACAGGACAUGAUUUACAUAGUUAUCAACAGCUCACCACUGGAGCUGCUCUUGUAAGAGAAACGCAUGCGUAUUCUAGGAUGUAAAUGCCACUUGUGAGACUUAUGGCGACUGUGUCUAAUGCAGGUCCUUAUUUAGAUAGCUUUAAGUUUUAUUAAUGCAGAUAUAAACUUAUCUUGUUCAACUACAAUAAAUCCACACAUAAAAAAUGGUACCUCAGUUAUAAUGUUUGUGAAAGAACAACAACAUUGUAAAUUAUGGGUGGUUUAAAUAUUUAUAUAAUUUAAAAUCCUAUGAUAAUAAAAUUAAAUAACUUAGGUUUGCAGUGUUUUCUCUCCCUAUUUGAAGCAGUGAUAUUUACAGAAAUAGAAAAGUCUUUAUGUAUUUGGCAUAUUCUAGGAUGUACUUCUAUCAACCAAACACAGCAGAUUUCUGCUCUUGUAAGUUUUUUUUUGUUUUGGAGUUUCAAAACAAAACUGCACACGGCAGGAUGUUGACAAGCAUUGAUCCCCUUCUUUGUUUCAGCUGCUUUAACUGAACCUUGUCCUUGUUAUCUACAAUAGGGUUUGAACCAAUGAGUCAUUCAAGGAAAUGUUUGAACUCACUCACUAAUCAGAAGUAGAAAUACUGGGCUCAAGGUAAUUAGUAGCCUAGAAGGAUGAGGGACGAAGAGAUGGAACAUGGACUAUGAUCAGUCAAUUAUUUACUAACUGUUUUAAUUGAGCUGGUUUUAUUUAGCCCUUUCAGCAUGCAAGAGUAUUUUAUGGUUUCUAAUAUCAAGAAAAUAAUAUUGUCAUGAAUGCACAUGGGUGUGGCUGUAAUGUGGAGGGAGGCCAUUACACCCGUUUGAUCUGCUGCCUGUGCUUCUGUCUUGGUUUUCUAAAUGGGACAAAUGGACAAAGAAUGUCCUUGUAUCAAUAAAGUGUCUUAUAUGAUAUUGCAAUAAAUAAUGUUGAUUA